Messenger RNA from Conger conger (European conger), 12246 nucleotides. RefSeq names its product ubiquitin specific peptidase 34 (gene usp34). The coding region runs from base 336 to 11249 and encodes 3637 amino acids. The record is from RefSeq and is a predicted model, not a curated record. Gene Ontology annotation, molecular function: cysteine-type deubiquitinase activity; cysteine-type endopeptidase activity. NCBI's taxonomy places the organism in Eukaryota, Metazoa, Chordata, Actinopteri, Anguilliformes, Congridae. The transcript is spliced from 79 exons. Gene Ontology annotation, cellular component: cytosol; nucleus. Gene Ontology annotation, biological process: protein deubiquitination.
GGAAAGAGACGAUUUUUUACCGAAUGCCCCUACCCCCCCUUUUCAAUAUGGCUGUCGUAUCUGCUGUCUCCUGUACCGCUCCGAUUGGAGAUUGACUCGACUCUCCCUUCCUAAUUGCUUGUUACUUUCGUCGCUGUCGUCGAGACUUUUGAAAACAAAUCUAUUUUGUUUCUGUUCACCUCCCCCCUUCUGCGUUUUUUUUGCUCCUGCCUUCAUCAAGCAUCGCAUCGGGCCUUUUUGCCCCUAAACAACCAGCUUCCAAAUACUCCCAGUCAAUCAACAAUUUCCAAUGGUUUGAAAACACUUUUCGCUUUUCAUUUUCUUUUUAAUGAACAAUGUGUGAAAACUGCGCUGAGCUGGUGGAGGUAUUAAAUGAAAUAUCGGACGCAGACAGCGCUGACGGCCUACAGCUGAAGAAGGAGCAUGCUCUCCGCGUUUUCAGCUACAUCAGCUCAUGGACCCAAAGGCAGUGUCUGUGCUGCUUUAAGGAGUAUAAGCACCUGGAGGUGUUCAACCAGCUGGUGUACGCGCUCAUCAACCUGGUGAUCAGCCAGGUGCAGCACCUGCGUGAGCGUCUGUACCGGGGGCGGGGCGGGGGGGCGGAGUGGGAGGGGCCGGGCCCCAGGCCGCCGCCCCCUGGCGAGGAUGAGCCGCUCAACGUGGAGCGCGAUUCGGCCGAGGAGGACGGGGGCGUGGACAACCAGAACCAGAACCAGGGCCAGGGCCAGGGCCAGGGCCACCGGGCCGGGAAGCCGGAGCUGGGCCGGCCCGGGGAGGGCCUCGGCGCUCCCGCCGGGUCAGAAUUCCCGGAGCCCUUCGGAUCCUGGAGCACGGAAGACCGGGAGAAGCUCCUGCUGUGUGCUGCCAAGAUAUUCCAGAUCCAGUUUCCCCUGUACACAGCCUACAAACACAACACACACCCCACUAUAGAGGACAUUUCCGCCCAAGAAAGCAAUAUCCUGGGAUCCUUCUGUGACAUGAAUGAUGUGGAGGUCCCGCUGCACCUGCUGCGCUACGUGUGCCUGUUCUGUGGGAAGCAUGGCCUCUCGCUCAUGAAGGACUGCUUCCAGUUCGGCACGCCCGAGUCCCUGCCCUUCCCCAUCGCCCACGCCUUCAUCACCAUCGUGUCCAACAUCAGGAUAUGGCUGCACAUCCCAGCGGUCAUGCAGCACAUCAUCCCCUUCAGAACGUAUGUAAUCAGGUACCUGUGCAAGCUGUCGGACCAGGAGCUGCGCCAGAGUGCGGCGCGCAACAUGGCGGACCUGAUGUGGAGCACGGUGAAGGAGCCGCUCGACAGCACGCUGUGCUUCGACCAGGAGAGCCUGGACCUGGCCUUCAAGUACUUCAUGUCCCCCACGCUCACCAUGCGGCUGGCCGGCCUCAGCCAGGUCACGAACCAGCUGCACACGUUUAACGAUGUGUGCAAUAACGAGUCUCUGGUCUCCGACACGGAAACGUCGAUCGCCAAGGAGCUGGCCGACUGGCUCAUCAACAACAACGUGGUGGAGCACAUCUUCGGGCCCAACCUGCACAUCGAGAUCAUCAAGCAGUGCCAGGUCAUCCUCAACUUCCUGGCGGCGGAGGGGCGGCUCAGCACGCUGCACGUGGACUGCAUCUGGGCGGCGGCGCAGCUGAAGCACUGCAGCCGCUACAUCCACGACCUGUUCCCGUCGCUCAUCAAGAACCUGGACCCCGUCCCCCUGCGGCACGUCCUCAACCUGGUGUCGGGCCUCCACCCCAGCGCCCACACCGAGCAGACGCUGUACCUGGCCUCCAUGCUGAUCAAGGCCCUGUGGAACAACGCGCUGGCCGCCAAAGCCCAGCUGUCCAAGCAGAGCUCCUUCGCCUCGCUGCUCAACACCAACCUGCCCCUGGGCAACAAGAAGGGGUCCCCGGCGGCCAGUCCUGAGAGCAGCGACAACAGCGACACGCACCACAGCGGCGGCAGCGACAUCGAGAUGGACGAGCAGAUCAUGAGCGGCGGGAAGCGGGGCCAGCAGCGGCUCUCCGACACCGAGGAGUCGAUGCAGGGCAGCUCGGACGAGACGGCCAACAGCGGCGAGGAGGGCAGCAGCGGCCCGGGCAGCAGCAGCGGCCGCAGCGAGGGCUCCAGCAACGAGGCGGGCUCCAGCCGCGCCAGCCAGUCCGCCGGCAGCCCCGGGAGCGAGCUGCACUCCGACGACAUGGCCGACAGCGAGGCGCUGAAGGAGGAGGAGGAGGAAGAGGAGGAGGAGGAGGAGGAAGAGGAGGAGGACGACGACGAGGAGGAGGAGGACGAGGAGGAGGCGGGGGGCGGCGGGGGAGGGGGGCCGGUGGCGGCGUCGUCCGCCGGGGCGGCCGUCGGGGGCGGAGGGGGACCGCAGAAGGAGCACAGGGACCCGGCGGAGAUCAGGAAACGGAAGGCUGGGGAGUCGCAGCCGCAGGGGGGGCUGUGUUUGGGGGACCCCCAGGGGCCGGGGGAGAGGGAGCGGGCGGGGGCCGGCGGUGGGGGAGGCGGGGGUGGAGGGCCGGGGAAAGGCCUGCCCUUCUCCCCCGAGGCUGCGGCCUCCAUGGUGGCCUCUUCCUCCUCGGUGGUGGAGAGCCGCCUGAGGCUGCUGGACGCCUGCUCCUCUUCCUCGGCCCGCCCCGAGGGGCCGGACCGCGACCUGCAGGGGGAGAUGGGCCCCGCGCACAUGCCCCCCGGGCCCCAGGACCCCCCCUGCCUGCCCCGGCCCGGGGACUUCCUGGGAGAGGCCAUGGGCAACGAGCUCUUCAACUGCCGCCGCUUCAUCGGCCCGCAGCACCAUCACCACCAUCAUCAUCAUCACCACCACCACCACCAUCACGAGGGGCACAUGGUGGAGGACAUGCUCAGUGCGGACGACGUCAGCUGCAGCAGCUCCCAGGUCAGCGCCAAGUCGGAGAAGAACAUGGCCGACUUCGACGGUGAGGAGUCAGGCUGCGAGGAGGAGCUGGUGCAGAUCAACUCCCACGCCGAGCUCACCUCCCACCUGCAGCAGCACCUCCCCAACCUGGCCUCCAUCUACCACGAGCACCUGGCGCAAGGUCCAGCGGUCCACAAGCAUCAGUACUCUGGGCACGCCGUCACCGACAUCAACCUGGACAACGUGUGCAAGAAGGGGAACACCCUGCUGUGGGACCUGGUCCAGGACGAGGACGCGAUCCACCUGUCGGAGGGCCUGAUCAACGAGGCGGAGAAGCUGCUCUGCUCGCUGGUGUGCUGGUUCACCGAUCGCCAGAUCCGCAUGCGCUUCAUCGAGGGCUGCCUGGAGAACCUGGCGCACCACCGGUCGGUGGUGGUGUCUCUGCGCCUUCUGCCCAAACUUUUCGGCACUUUUCAGCAGUUUGGCAGCAGCUACGACACGCACUGGAUCACCAUGUGGGCGGAGAAGGAACUCCAUAUGAUGAAGCUCUUUUUCGAGGACCUGCUGCACUACAUCCAGGAAGUGCGGGAGCAGCGACACAAGUUUGCACUAUACGGGCACAGUGCGGAGGUUCAGGUGCGCCUGCAGUUCCUCACCUGUGUCUUCUCCACCCUGGGCUCCCCCGACCACUUCAGGCUCGGUCUGGAGCAGGUGGACAUCCUGUGGCACUGUCUGGUGGAGGACUCGGAGUGCUACGACGAUGCGCUCCACUGGUUCCUCAACCAGGUCCGCAGCAAGGACCAGCAUGCAAUGGGCAUGGAGACCUACAAGCACCUCUUCCUGGAGAAGAUGCCCCAGCUGAAGCCGGAGACCAUCAGCAUGACGGGGCUCAACCUGUUCCAGCACCUGUGCAACCUGGCGCGCCUAGCAACCAGCGCCUACGACAGCGGGUCCAACUGUGAGCUCUGCGGGAUGGACCAGCUCUGGGGCAUCGCUCUGAGGGCUCAGUCAGCGGACAUCAGCCGCGCGGCCAUCCAGUACAUCAACUCCUACUACAUCAACGGUAAGACCGGGCUGGAGAAGGAGCAGGAGUUCAUCAGUAAGUGCAUGGAGAGUCUGAUGAUCGCGUCGGGGAACCUGGAGAAGGACCCGCACUCCAGCCUGACCAUCAUCGAGAGGGGUCUGCUCAUGCUCAAGACCCACCUGGAGGCCUUCCGCUGCAGGUUUGCGUACCACCUGCGGCAGUGGCAGAUCGAGGGCACCGGCAUCAGCAGCCACCUGAAGGCCCUCAGCGACAAGCAGUCCCUCCCCCUCAGGAUCGUGUGCCAGCCGGCCGGGCUGCCCGACAAGAUGACGAUCGAGAUGUACCCAAGCGACCAGGUGGCGGACCUGCGGGCCGAGGUCACGCACUGGUACGAGAACCUGCAGAAGGAGCAGAUGAACCAGCAGGCCCAGCUGCAGGAGUUCGGCCAGAGCAGCCGCCAGGGAGACUUCCCAGGAGGCCUGAUGGGUCCGGUCCGGAUGAUCUCCUCGGGUCACGAGCUCACCACCGACUACGACGAGAAGACGCUGCACGAGCUGGGCUUCAAGGACAUGCAGAUGGUGUUCGUGUCGCUGGGCGCCCCGCGGCGGGAGCGGAAGGGCGAGGGGGUGCAGCUCCCGGCCUCCUGCCUGCCCCCCCCGCAGAAGGACAACAUCCCCAUGCUGCUGCUGCUGCAGGAGCCCCACCUCACCACGCUGUUCGACCUGCUGGAGAUGCUGGCCUGCUUCAAACCGCCCAGCGGGGCUCAGGCCCUGGAGAGCACACAGACCAUGCAGUGUGAGGAGCUUCACCUGCACGCUGAGAAUCUGUCCCGCCGUGUCUGGGAGCUCCUGAUGCUGCUGCCCACCUGUCCCAACAUGCUGCUGGCCUUCCAGAACAUCUCCGAGGAGACGGGCAGCGACGGGCUGUGCUGGAAGGACCUGCUGCGGAUAAAGAGCCCUCACAAGCUGCUGUACGCCCUGGAGAUCAUCGAGGCCCUGGGCAAACCCAACCGUCGCAUCCGCAGGGAGUCCACGGGCAGCUACAGCGACCUGUACCCCGACUCGGACGACUCCAGCGAGGACCAGAUCGAGAACAGCAAGAACUCCUGGAGCUGCAAGUUCGUCUCGUCCGGGGGCCUGCAGCUGCUGCUGGAGAUCUUCAACUCCGCCAUCCUGGAGCCCAAGGACCAGGAGUCCUGGACCGUGUGGCUGCUGGACUGCUUGGCCUGCCUGCUGAAGCUCAUCUGUCAGUUCGCCGUGGACCCGGCCGACCUGGACCUGGCCUACCACGACGUCUUCGCCUGGUCCGGCCUCUCCGACUCGCAGCGCAAGCGUGCCUGGCCCGGGAAGUCCCGCAAGGCCACCGGGGAUCACGGGAAGGGCCUCCACAUCCCCCGCCUCACCGAGGUGUUUCUGGGCCUCGUCCAGGGGACCAACUUAAUCCAGCGGCUCAUCAACGUGGCCUACACCUACGACAACCUCGCACACAGAGCCCUGAAGGCCCAGUCUGACCACAGAUCUCGUCACGAAGUGACUCACUACUCCAUGUGGCUGCUGGUAAGCUGGGCGCACUGCUGCUCAUUGGUCAAGUCCAGCCUGGCGGACAGCGACCACCUGCACGAUUGGCUGAAGAAGCUCACCCUAUUGGUGCCCGAGACGGCGGUCAGGCACGAGGCGUGUAACGGGCUGUACAAGCUGUCCCUGUCGGGGCUGGAGGGCGGCGAGUCCAUCAACCGCUCCUUCCUGCUGCUGGCAGCGUCCACGCUGCUCAAGUUCCUGCCCGACGCCCAGGCACUGAAACCGCUGAGGGUGGGGGACUGCGAGGAGGAGCCGCUGCUCCGGACGGGCUGUAAGGAGUACUUCUGGCUGCUGUGCAAGCUCAUCGACAACAUCCACGUCAAGGACGCCAGCCAGACCACGCUGCUGGACCUGGACGCUCUGGCGCGGCACCUGGCCGACUGCAUCCGCAGCAGGGAGAUCCUGGACCAGCAGGACGGGACGGUGGAGGACGACGGGCUGACGGGCCUCCUGCGCCUGGCCUCCAGCGUGGUGAAGCACAAGCCCCCGUUCAAGUUCUCGCGCGAGGGCCAGGAGUUCCUGCGCGACGUGCACAACCUGCUGUUCCUGCUGCCCAGCCUGCAGGACCGCCAGCAGCCCAAGUGCAAGUCCCACGCCGCCCGCGCCGCCGCCUACGACCUGCUGGUGGAGAUGGUCAAGGGCUCCGUGGAGAACUACCGCCUGCUGCACAACUGGGUCAUGUCCCAGCACAUGCAGGCCUCCCACGCCCCCUAUAAGUGGGACUACUGGCCGCACGACGACGUCCGGGCGGAGUGCCGCUUCGUGGGGCUCACCAACCUGGGCGCCACCUGCUACCUGGCCUCCACCAUCCAGCAGCUGUACAUGAUCCCCGAGGCACGCCAGGCUGUGUUCACCGCCAAGUACGCUGAGGAGAUCAAGCACAAGACCACCUUGCUGGAGCUCCAGAAGAUGUUCACCUAUCUGAUGGAGAGCGAGCGGAAGGCGUACAACCCGCGGCCAUUUUGUAAGACCUACACCAUGGACAAGCUGCCCCUCAACACGGGCGAGCAGAAGGACAUGACCGAGUUCUUCACCGACCUCAUCACCAAGAUCGAGGAGAUGUCCCAGGACCUGAAAAACACGGUGAAGACGCUCUUUGGGGGGGUCAUAACCAACAACGUGGUGUCUCUGGACUGUGAGCACGUGAGUCAGACAGCAGAGGAGUUCUACACGGUCAGGUGUCAGGUGGCCGACAUGAAGAACAUCUACGAGUCGCUGGACGAGGUGACCAUCAAGGACACCCUGGAAGGGGACAAUAUGUACACCUGCUCCCAGUGCGGGAAGAAGGUCCGGGCCGAGAAGAGGGCCUGUUUUAAGAAGCUCCCGCGCAUCCUGAGCUUCAACACCAUGCGCUACACCUUCAACAUGGUGACGAUGAUGAAGGAGAAGGUCAACACCCACUUCUCCUUCCCCCUGCGGCUGGACAUGACGCCGUACACCGAGGACUUCCUCAUGAGCAAGAGCGACAGGAAGGAGGGGUUCCGGGAAGACGGGGAGUCGAAGGUGGCCGAGAGCUACGAGUAUGACCUCAUCGGGGUCACAGUUCACACGGGCACGGCCGACGGCGGCCACUACUACAGCUUCAUCAGAGACAUCAUCAACCCCCACGCCUACAAGAACAACAAGUGGUAUCUGUUCAACGACGCCGAGGUGAAGCCCUUCGACUCCGCUCAGCUGGCCUCUGAGUGCUUCGGGGGCGAGAUGACGACGAAGACGUACGAUUCGGUUACGGACAAGUUCAUGGACUUCUCCUUUGAAAAGACCCACAGUGCCUACAUGCUGUUCUACAAGAGGGUGGAACCUGAGGAGGACUAUGGGAAAGAUUUUAAAUUUGAUGUUUCUCCCGAUCUGCUCGAGUGGAUUUGGCAUGACAAUAUGCAAUUUCUCCAGGACAAGAACAUAUUUGAGCACACUUAUUUCGGGUUCAUGUGGCAGCUGUGCAGCAGCAUCCCCAGCACCCUCCCCGACCCCAAGGCCAUCUCGCUCAUGACCGCCAAGCUCAGUACGUCUUUCGUUCUGGAGACGUUUAUUCAUUCAAAGGAAAAGCCCACCAUGUUGCAGUGGAUCGAGCUCCUGACCAAACAGUUCAACAACAGCCAGGCGGCCUGCGAGUGGUUUUUGGAUCGAAUGGCUGACGACAACUGGUGGCCCAUGCAGAUCCUCAUCAAGUGCCCCAAUCAGAUCGUCCGGCAGAUGUUCCAGAGGCUGUGCAUCCACGUGAUCCAGCGUCUGAGGCCCGUGCACGCUCACCUGUACCUGCAGCCCGGCAUGGAGGACGGGUCUGAUGACAUGGACGGCCCGGUGGAGGACAUUGGCAGUCGUUCGUGCGUCACACGCUUUGUCAAAACUCUGCUGUCAAUCAUGGAGCAUGGCGUGAAGCCGCACAGCAAGCACCUGAUGGAGUACUUCGCCUUCCUGUACGAGUUCGCCAAGAUGGGCGAGGAGGAGAGUCAGUUCCUCCUCUCCUUACAAGCUAUCUCCAUCAUGGUCCAUUUCUACAUGGGAACCAAAGGCCCUGAGAAUCCGCAGGUGGAGGUGCUGUCGGAGGAGGAAGGGGAGGAGGAGGAUGAGGAGGAGGACAUCCUCUCUCUGGCGGAGGAGAAGUACCGCCCCGCCGCUCUGGAUAAAAUGAUCACCCUCAUCGCCCUAUUGGUGGAGCAGUCCCGCUCAGAGAGGCACCUGACGCUCUCUCAGAACGACAUGGCGGCUCUCACCGGCGGGAAGGGCUUCCCCUUCCUGUUCCAGCACAUCCGCGACGGCAUCAACAUCCGGCAGACCUGCAACCUCAUCUUCAGCCUCUGCCGCUACAACAACCGGCUGGCGGAACACAUUGUUUCCAUGCUCUUCACAUCCAUUGCCAAGCUCACCCCGGAGGCUGCUAACCCCUUCUUUAAGCUGCUCACCAUGCUGAUGGAGUUCGCUGGCGGCCCCCCCGGCAUGCCCUCCUUCGCCUCCUACAUCCUGCAGCGGAUCUGGGAGGUGAUCGAGUACAACCCCUCUCAGUGCCUGGACUGGCUGGCGGUGCAGACCCCGCGGAACAAGCUGGCGCACAGCUGGGUGCUGCAGAACAUGGAGAACUGGGUGGAGCGCUUCCUCCUGGCACACAACUACCCCCGCGUCCGCACCUCCGCGGCCUACCUCCUGGUGUCGCUCAUCCCCAGCAACUCGUUCCGCCAGAUGUUCCGGUCCACGCGCUCGCUGCACAUCCCCACCCGGGACCUCCCGCUCAGUCCGGACACCACGGUGGUGCUGCACCAGGUGUACAACCUGCUGCUGGGGCUGCUGGCCCGGGCCAAGCUGUACGUGGACGCGGCCGUGCACGGCACCACCAAGCUGGUGCAGUUCUUCAGCUUCAUGACCUACUGCCUCAUCUCCAAGACCGAGAAGCUCAUGUUCUCCGGCUACUUCAUGGACCUGUGGAACCUGUUCCAGCCCAAGUUAUCGGAGCCCGCCAUCGCCACCAACCACAACAAGCAGGCCCUGCUGUCGUUCUGGUACAACGUGUGUGUGGAGUGCGCGGAGAACGUCCGUCUGGUGGUGCAGAACCCCGUGGUCACCAAGAACAUCGCCUUCAACUACAUCCUGGCGGACCACGACGACCAGGAGGUGGUUCUGUUCAACCGGGGCAUGCUGCCGGCCUACUACGGCAUCCUGCGCAUGUGCUGUGAGCAGUCCCCCGCCUUCACCCGCCAGCUGGCCUCCCACCAGAACAUCCAGUGGGCCUUCAAGAACCUCACGCCCCACGCCAGCCAGUACCCGGGGGCUGUAGAGGAGCUGUUUAACCUCAUGCAGCUGUUUGUGGCUCAGCGGCCAGACAUGCGUGAGGAGGAGCUGGAUGAUGUGAAGCAGUUUAAGAAGACCACCAUCAGCUGCUACCUGCGCUGCCUGGAUGGGAGGUCCUGCUGGACCACCCUCAUCAGUGCCUUCCGGGUUCUGCUAGAGAACGAUGAGGACCGGCUGCUGGUAGUCUUCAACCGGGGCCUCAUCCUCAUGACAGAGUCCUUCAACACAUUGCACAUGAUGUACCACGAGGCCACCGCCUGUCAUGUGACAGGGGACCUGGUGGAGCUGCUGUCCAUCUUCCUGUCCGUGCUCAAAGCCACACGGCCGUACCUGCACCGCAAAGAUGUGAAGCAGGCCCUGAUCCACUGGCAGGAGAGGAUCGACUUCGCCCACAAGCUGCUCACGCUGCUGAACUCCUACAGCCCGCCCGAACUCCGCAACGCCUGCCUGGACGUGUUGAAGGAGCUGGUUCUCUUGAGUCCUCAUGACUUCCUGCACACGCUGGUGCCCUUCCUGCAACACAACCACUGCACCUACCACCACAGCAACAUCCCCAUGUCCUUCGGGCCCUACCUGCCCUGCCGGGAGAACAUCAAGCUGAUGGGCGGGAAGAACAACAUCCGGCCCCCGCGGCCCGAACUCAACAUGUGCCUCCUGCCCUCCAUGGUGGAGACCAGCAAGGGGAAGGACGAGGUAUACGAUCGCAUGCUGCUGGACUACUUCCUGUCCUACCACCAGUUCAUCCACCUGCUGUGUCGGGUGGCCAUCAACUGCGAGAAGUUCACCGAGACGCUGGUCAAACUCAGUGUCCUGAUGGCCUAUGAGGGGCUACCUCUGCACCUGGCCCUGUUCCCCAAGCUGUGGACCGAGCUGUGCCAGUCUCAGUCCGCCAUGGCGAAGACGUGCGUGAAGCUGCUCUGUGAGGACCCGGCCUUCGGGGAGUACAUCAAGUGCGUCCUCAUGGACGAGAGAACCUUCCUGAACAACAGCCUGGCCUACUCCUUCCUCACCUGCUUCCUGCACAAGGUGCAGAACCAGGUCCUGUCCGGUCCCAGCUGUGGCAGUCUGGUCAACAUCUUGGCCACCAACCUGGUCAACGAGUUCCACAGUCCAGAGGCGGAGCCAGCCAGCCAGAGAAUGGAGAUCUGCAAGAACAGUGCUGUCCUGAACGCUGACCUGAGGGCAUUGGUCCUGCUGCUGUCCGUGCACACACCCCCUCAACUCGACCCCGCCCUCGGCCCCGCCCUGCAGGACCUACUGGUUAAGUGCCGGGCGUGUCUGCAUCACCGCGGCAACCUGGAGCUGGAGCCCACCGACCGCAAGUCCAAAGAUGAAGAGGGCGCCACCCCGGUGAAGCGUCGGCGAGUGAGCAGCGAGGAGGACCACCCGGGCGGGGCGGAGGCCUGCCCCCCCGCCUCCUCUUCCUCCACCUCCUCCUCCUCCUCCUCGUCCUGCGCGGAGGCCAAGCGGGAGGCGCUGACCCCCAGCAGCACCUCGGACACGGAGACGCGCGACUCCUCGCUCAUCGACCCGGGCACCGAGCACGACCCGCCCUCCCCCGCCCCCGCCUCCCCCGCCCCCGCCUCCCCCCCCAAGGAGGAGAAGAUGGAGGCCGGGCCCUCCUGCUCCUCCUCCUCCUCGUCCUCCUCGUCCGGCUCCCCGCCGGAGGGGGCGGGCGCGUUCGGGCAGCCUGCGGGGGGCGCCAAGGAGCAGGAGGAGGAGGCGCAGGAGCAGGAGGAGAGCCGGGCGGGGAAGGCGGGCGAGGACGACGCGCCGUUCCCCUCCUCCUCCUCCUCCACGGCGGGCCUGGCGGGGCUGGACGCCCCGGGCUGCCCCCUGCAGGACACGGACUGCACGCACGGCGGGCUGUGGAACGUGGCGGCGCAGCAGGAUGCCCUGGACUCGCUGUGCCGGACGCUGGAGACCGCCAUCGCGGCCGUGGGCAAGACGGCCGCCAAAGGCGCUCGAGCCGCCGGCCCCGCCUCCUCCUCCGGGUCUUGACGGCAUUUCCAGCUCCCGUCCGGCUUUUUAAACCCCCCCCCCCUCUCUCUCUCUCUCUCUCUCUCUCUCUCUCUCACACAAACACCCAUGAAACCGGAUUAACCACGCUUCUCCCCCUCUCCCCCCCUCUCUCCGUCUGUCUGUUUUAGUUUUAAAAGAACUCCACCCCCCCCCGCCGUCCUGAGCCGUCUCUGCGCUUCGUUCUCGUCACAUGACCUCUCGUUCAGCUUGAAUGGCGAUGAUUCGUACCGUGCGGACGUCUGUUCGUACGCUCCUAUGCUUGAAGCGUCUGGGCUGGGAAACGUGCGCCAACACGAAACGAAAAAACAAAACAAAAACAAACUCAUAAAGGACUGCAGUUAUAGCACAUUCUCUCAAAAGGGCGACAGAUAAAACCUUUAUUUUACCCUCUUCUCUUUCAUUUUUACUUAUUUCCAGAGUUCUUUGGAGUGCUUUCUUUGUUUGAGGUUGCUGUAAGGAGGGGGGAAGGUUUACAGAGUUUUAGUCUUCUGUACGUAAUAAUUUAAUUUUAUUGCAUUUUUACUGUGUAUAAAAUGGUGUCUCCUGUGCCAGUUUUGUACUUUAUUAAGGAGGCUGGCUGCCUCCAGCUGGUGUGGUUAUAUCCAGACUAAGUUUACUUGUACAUUGCGGAACCACAUGAACCUUGAUUCUGUUAAGAAUCCUCCCUAGUUGUGUCCUGGCCGUGUAUAUGAGUAUAUAUGGUGCUUUAUUUGGCAGGCGGUUGUGAGCUGGCGGUGUACAGGAGUAUAUAUACGGUGCUUUAUUUGGCAGGCCUACCUGUGGAUGGAAUAAAGCACUGUUGGUGGAACAGUUGGAGCUUUAUUUUAUUUACUGAAAAAACAUUCCAUAUUAUAUUGUCAUUCUUGCAUUUCCUGAUGUUUGUUUCUUUUCUUUUUUUUGUUUUGUUUUAUUUUAAUUGAGGAUAACUUAAUAAAAAUUAUAAUAUGAAUGAUUAUCAACCAGAAUCGACUAGAAA